AUGGCGACCAAUGGAAAGGACAAGGCCAUUACCGUCAAGCCAAUGGCCAGUGGCAAGUCUGAAGUCAAAUCAUGGAGGGGGGAGUUGGGUAGUACGAAGUCCCGUGGUCAUUUGAGUCGUAGUUUAUGUUUAUGUUUAGAUGACUUUGAAAUAGAUCGUGAGGUUGUUUGUGAGCUAUUAAGUCGAGAUUUAGUGCACGAGGCAUUCUGGUCAAUGAUGGCUAUGAUUGGGAAGCAUUCGGGACAGAGAAUAGUUGCUGAUGAUGACCUGUUUGUGUGUGUAGCUAAAUAUGACCAUAUGGUGUCUUGUCUGGAAAUGUUUAGUUUACUGAAACCGACACAUAUGGAACAUUAUUCUGAACCAACAUCGGCUCAUGAUGGUUGGCCUCGUGAGAUUAUUCGGAUGACCAACGGGGCGUAUAACAAAAGCAAGCGUUUACAAGCCUCAAUCCCUCAGCAGAGGGAGUGGACUAAAUUUUGCGAAUCAUAUCAGAAACGACAAUCUCAGGAAGGACGAACAUAUUAUGGACCUGAUUUUCUACAAUCAUCCGUUCAACCGGUAGUCUGUGUCGAUGAUCCAACUUUAUUUGCGUCUUAUGUACUGGAUCCCAAGGUCUCGGUUCAGAAAACACAAAUUUUAGCACAAUCCUGGAUCGAUCUUAAAUUUGAUGGUUUACUUUCUGUUACCGCACAAGUGGAUAUGACCAAGUUCUGGGUACCCAGCUUUAAAUUCCCAAUCCGAUUGGGACUCAAUGAAGCUGUAGAAGUCGUAAGAACUGGCAGAAUGGAACGAACAAGCUUAUAUAAAGUUGAUCUUCCUUGGCCCGUAACCAAUCGACAAGUCUACCUUCAUGGAUGGCUGGCCGAUGACCUUCAUAACCAGUCCGCUAUGAUCGUAUUCAGGGCAUUCGAACCCGAAAAUUACCCCUACCAUCCCUUACUGCAAACCCUUGAUCCCAAAUCCCUACAAAAAACAGAUGGAUUCACCGAUAUGUUCGUCGAAGGCUGCUGCCUUAUUAGCCAUAUUGACAUGUCCAAAAAUAAAGUUCUCGCCAGACUCUUCUGGAACAUUGACCUCAAAACGAGAAUACCCAAUAUACUCAUCUCAUUUGUCACCAAAACUUUCAUUCGCAUGGGGCUUAAUGCGUUAGCUCGCGCCUGCAAGGACGCCUCAGAAUGCAACGGCGAAUGGAAGGCAAUUCGAGACCGAGAUCCGUGGCUAUAUGAAUACAUUUCACGAAGACUCACUGAAGAACGAAAUAAUGCAGACAACGUGUCGCUAAUACCGGAUUCUACUUUCGGCACCGAUUCGCCGAGCAGAGUUUCGAAACGGAGCAGGUGGCGGCGGUUUAGAAAGAGCACUGUCAGCUCCAUCAAAACGUGA
This is a messenger RNA of Gregarina niphandrodes, 1383 nucleotides long. RefSeq lists its product as hypothetical. NCBI's taxonomy places the organism in Eukaryota, Apicomplexa, Conoidasida, Eugregarinorida, Gregarinidae. The coding region runs from base 1 to 1383 and encodes 460 amino acids. The transcript has 2 exons. The record is from RefSeq and is a predicted model, not a curated record.